AAAUAAAAACAUGGACAUGGAUCCGGUGUGGCUUAUGUUGGUUACAUGUGUAUUAAAGACUGAUGCCGAGUUAAAAUGGAAGAUGAUACGCCUAUCAUAUAUGGAUUAGAAUUUCAGGCUAGGGCAUUAGCAUCACAGUUGGCAGAAUCAGAUGCUGUUCGAUUUCUGGUUGGCACACAAUCACUGAAACUAAGUCAUAAUCAGGUGCAUGUUGUGGAACUGAAUGAGGAGACAGGUGGAUUAUCAACACAUGUAUUCAAACAUGGUGCAGGAGAGGUGUGGACUCUUGCUGCUUCACCUAGUAAUGCAACUCUUAUUGCAACAUGUUACAAUACACUCACAGCUGAGAAUACAUGCUGUAUGCAAUCAGCGAUAUGGAGGCUUCCUUUACAAGUAGAUGGAUCACUAGAUGAAGUGUCAGAAUGUGAAGGAAUGAAUGACCUAACAUCUUUGGAACUAGUCUGCCAAUUAGAUACUGAGUCACAUGGCCAGGAUGUGAAAGUGACAUGUUUUCAUCCAAGUGAUGGAUCAAAAGCUGCAUCUGUUGUGGAUAAUAAAUUCAUAAUAUGGGACCUGAACCUGGGAGACAUUGCCAAGGUGGUACAAUCUGGAGUACUUGAAGGAAAGGGUCAACCUCGCUUCACAACUGGUAAAUGGAAUCCUCACCAUGGAUGUUCACAGUUUGUAACAGCCAAUGAUGGGCAUGUUAGAAGUUGGGACCUACGGGUAUCCCCAGUUCGACCGGCUUGGACAGUUGAGAAUGCUCAUUGCCAGUUGGUCAGGGACCUGGAUUUUAACCCAAAUAAGCAGUACUACAUGGCAACAUGUGGAGAUGAUGGUUACAGCCGCUUCUGGGAUGUGCGAAAUCCAUCAGAACCUGCUGUUGCCAGGGCUGAUCAUUCUCACUGGGUAUGGAGUAUUCGUUACAACCAUUUUCAUGAUCAGUUAGUACUGACUUCUAGUAGCGAUUCACAGGUGAUCCUCACUAGUGUUGCAUCAAUUUCAUCAGAACCAAUUUCUCAUAUGGUGGAUGAUGACCUUAACCAAGGAGACACUUUACCUGAUACACCAAAAGAAAAGUUGGUGGAUGGUGUAUUGGCAACAUAUGAUGAACAUGAAGAUUCUGUUUACAGUGUUGAAUGGUCUUCAGCUGACCCAUGGACUUUUGCAUCUCUCAGUUAUGAUGGUCGAUUAGUGAUCAACAAGGUUCCACGUGCUGAUAAAUAUAUGAUCCUUUUGUAAGAUUUGUGUUUAUCAAGCAUUUUUAUCUAAGGAUCAAUAAAAACAGUCACAUUGAGAAACAGGCUGAAUCCUGUGGAUGUUUCUCUAAAGGGAAAUGAAAGCAUGAAAAAAAUUGUUUCCUGAAA
Zootermopsis nevadensis is the source of this 1367-nucleotide messenger RNA. RefSeq names its product EARP-interacting protein homolog. Gene Ontology annotation, biological process: protein ubiquitination. Gene Ontology annotation, molecular function: protein binding. The record is from RefSeq and is a predicted model, not a curated record. Lineage: Eukaryota; Metazoa; Arthropoda; Insecta; Blattodea; Termopsidae.